CGCUGUGGCUAACGGAUGGCGGUCUCAUCAUCAUCGUCGGCGGUCAACUAUUUGAUGGCUUUAUUUGCCCAGGAUAGUAAUAGUAGUGGCAGUGUCAGCGGCAGUGGAGGCAGUGGAGCAGCAGCCGAUUCCGAGGACUCCCAGUUGGGUGUGGAGCUGCAAGGCGGGCAGGGAGGUCAGGGAGGAAAUUCCAGGCGGCGACCGCCAAGACAGAAAAUCAACGCAAGGGAACGCUACAGAACAUUCAAUGUAAACUCCGCCUACGAAGCUUUGAGAAACUUAAUACCCACGGAGCCCAUGAAUCGCAAAUUGUCAAAGAUCGAGAUCAUCCGCCUGGCCAGCAGCUAUAUAACCCACCUCAGCAGCACCCUAGAAACAGGAACUGAGUGCCAGCCUUGCUUGCUACACAAGUACGAGAACGAGGGAAUCGCCAGGCGGAUCAGUAUUUGCACUUUCUGUUUGAAAACCAAAUGAAGUCUUAACUUUUCUGAAUAUUAUAUUUUAAACAUCUGUUUCUUGUCGUAUCUUUUGCAUUUAAAGUAUUUUUUAAAGAAAUUUUUGAAAUAAGCGCCAAAGCGAGGCGACGCCCAUAGGAAUUUUCUGGAACUAAAUGUUGACAGAAGGAAACUGCU
Molecule: messenger RNA, 632 nt
Organism: Drosophila eugracilis
Lineage: Eukaryota; Metazoa; Arthropoda; Insecta; Diptera; Drosophilidae
Product: transcription factor 15
Exons: 3
Coding region: 16-474 (152 amino acids)
Biological process (GO): regulation of transcription by RNA polymerase II; developmental process
Molecular function (GO): protein dimerization activity; DNA-binding transcription factor activity, RNA polymerase II-specific; RNA polymerase II transcription regulatory region sequence-specific DNA binding
Source: RefSeq, a predicted model, not a curated record